AUGUACAGAGUCUCAGCCUUGAUUGGCCUGUCGGCCUUAUUUCUGGCGUGGUUGCUGUACUUCUGCUUCUGGUCUGCGACCAGCAGGCUCCCCGCUGCCCCCGGACCAUGGCUCGCACGUUUCACCCGUCUGUGGUAUCUGAAGGCCCUGGUCAGAGGGGAUUUUGAGCAAGUGAACAUCGCCUUGCAUAGGAAAUAUGGCAAAAUCGUGCGCCUCGAGCCCAACUCGUACAGCAUCGAUGACCCUGAGGCUAUCAGAACCAUCUACACCAUCUCCAAUCCCUGGGUCAAGUCGAGCUGGUAUGGGCCGUCUUGUCCUCCUGGUACCACCACCAAUUUCAGCACGCCAGACAACAAGGAUGCUGCUCGAUUCCGCCGUAACUACGCACAGGCCUUCUCCAUGUCGUCGAUACUCGCAUUCGAGCCAUUGAUCGAUGAAUGUGGAGAGCUCCUGAUCGAAAAGCUCAAGACCUUCGCCAAGUCAGGCGAGACCGUCGACCUGACUCACUGGUUUUCUUGUUGGGCGUUCGAUUGCCAAGGUCACAUAACGUUCUCCGAACGUUUUGGGUUCCUUGUCAAGGGUGAAGACAUCGGAGGCAUCUGCGAGAGUCUGCGUCAACGGAUGUCCUAUGCGGCUUUCGUCGGGGUCUAUCCGGAAUUGCACCCAACCUUAUUCAAAAUCGUCAACUGGCUCGCCGGGCCGGGCACAGGUAAAGUAGACUAUACCAUCUCCUACACCCUGCAGCGUAUCGCACAACGGAAGGAGGGAGGAGAGAAGUUCGACAGAAAGGACAUGCUUGCCCAGUUUCUGGCCGGUCAGCAGAGGGAUCCCGCCAAUUUCUCCGACUGGGAUGUUCUCAUUGGAGCCUUUGGCAAUAUCGUGGCGGGCGCUGAUACCACGUGGAUCACUCUGUCCGCCAUCAUAUAUUUUCUGUUGAAGAAUCGGCGGUGUCUUGACAAGGUGCGCAAAGAGAUCGACGACAUGGUGAAAACAGGGUCAAUUUCGGAUCCCAUUUCAUUCCAUGAGUCCCAGCAGAUGCCUUACUGUCAGGCGGUGAUAAAAGAAGGACAGAGACUGUAUCCUGGCACCGGGCUGCCAUUGUUUCGCGUUGUCCCCAAGGGUGGUGCGAUGAUCGCUGGAACAUACUUCCCUGAAGGAGCAGUGGUCGGCAUCAACAAUUGGGUCGCCCACUACAACAAGGACGUCUUCGGUCCUGACGCCGAUGUCUUCCGGCCAGAGCGCUGGCUCGAGGGUGAUACCACGGCCAUGAACCGCUAUUACAUACCCUUUGGAGUCGGUCCCCGAGCCUGUCAAGGCCUGAAUGUUGCCUUGAUGGAGAUGUCGAAAUUCGUCCCGCAGCUCGUCCGCCAUCUCGAUUUCGACUUACUCAGCGAGUGGAAGACCGAGAAUCGGUGGUUAAUGUUCCAAUCCAACAUCAACGUCAAGGUCAAAAUGAGAGAUUCGCAGGUUCGAUAA
Fonsecaea erecta is the source of this 1476-nucleotide messenger RNA. RefSeq lists its product as hypothetical. The record is from RefSeq and is a predicted model, not a curated record. NCBI's taxonomy places the organism in Eukaryota, Fungi, Ascomycota, Eurotiomycetes, Chaetothyriales, Herpotrichiellaceae. Bases 1 to 1476 code for a protein of 491 amino acids. Gene Ontology annotation, molecular function: iron ion binding; heme binding; monooxygenase activity. The transcript has 5 exons.